UGUUCCAGGGGCCGAGCCUCGUCUUCCACGACCUCUUGCUUAAAGUACAACUAUCGUGCCUGUGCAUGCACCAUCCGUUGAGGUAUGAUACAGAAAGGCAUACCGGGUCUUCCCUUGGCUUGUCAGUCUUUCUUGCGGUUACCUGUAUGUCUCCGCUCGACCCAGUACAACCCGUACCCCCAGUCGAGUUGACCGGAUCAUCUACUUUGGUGAACAGUGUCCUCAUCUCAAGGACGAACAGAGGAAUAUUACCGGCUGAGAUGAAACAACACUAAUACCGAAUUCAAUGAGGCGUGAAAAGCGGGCUAUAAAUCAUCUCUGGCAAAGCGAGCAGAAGUGGUUAAGACAUUCCACGAAUUGAACUUCAGAAAUCGCAAAGCCGAACGGACCCUCAACAUCGAAGCCCGGACUUUAGAGCGACAAUGGGGUCUCGACGUGAAGUCGAAUCCGAGGCCGAGGCCAAAUCCAAAGCGAAAGCGGCGGUGCAGGAAACCCUUGAUUUGUUCCAAUACAUUAUGCUCAAAACUGGAUACCAGGGCUACGAUGUCGAACUCAUGACCAAAGUCGUCCUGUUGGAUGCUGGGCCUGAGGGUUGGGUGCACUGGGAACUCAAAGUCACGGAAUUUUAUGCAAACCAAAACGGUGUGAUGCACGGCGGUGCGGCAGGCGUGAUAUUUGACAUGUGCACCACGACGGCACUCUGUCCUGUAGCAAAGCCUGGAUACUGGGAUUUCCAAGGCGGCGUCACCAGAGCAUUGAACAUCUCCUAUCUUCGCGCCGUACCUAUCAACACCACAAUCCACAUCCACAGCCAAGUCAUCCAACACGGUCGCACCAUGGCUCUGAUCCGAGGGACCAUGACAUCCCCCGAUUCCGACCCGGCACGCAGAAUCGUCUAUGCCACCUGUGACCAUCAUAAAGUCAAUGUUCCCGUGAGACCGGAUCACUUGGCCCUCCGGGAUGAGAUGAGGAUGGAAAGGAGAAAGCGAAAGCAAACUGAAAAUCACGACCGUGUAGGCCUCGAAGCACCAGGCAAGGCGAGGUUGUGAAGGUAGACAAAUAUACUUACAGGACCGACCUAAGGACCUAGGUAGGUAACUUGGAUAAUAUACCAAACUGCCCAAACCAGGGCGGAUGUUGUUCCAAUCAACUAAUUGUACCUGCUGAUGAUGGUUAAAAGUCAAUUAUCCAAUUCUCAUGACGGGUCUCACUGCGAUUAUUAUCCAUUCAUUCACUUCAAUUAUAUUAUAUUACCUAUGCUUUCCCAUACACAGCACCGAAAUUAUACACAAACCAAGCCACCCAGGCCGAAAGCAAGAGUAACCGUUCGGCUUUUGUGUUGCUGCGUGCCGAAAAGACUGAAGUUGACGUUGGGUCCGAAACUGAAGAAGAGCACAGUUGUGUGUCUGUGUCUGUCUUGGACGUUGGCUUGAAUAGCGGUGUUGAUGCUGGUGAUGGUGAUGGCGAUCGAUAACAAGAAGAGACAAAAGGUGAGGAUGUUGAUAACCUUGCUUGCUUGGUGUCACGCUCUUGCUCUUGCUCUCGUCCUGUAUGUAUCGUUUCCCCUUCUCCUGGUCCACCAUUCUCUUCGUGUCCAUAGCCUCCUUCUCCGUCGCCAUCAUCACCACCACCACCACUAUCACCACCUCCACCUCCUCCGUUCCGUUCGUCUUCUGCUUCGUCCAUCAUGUCCCAAUCUCGUUCUCGUUCUUCAGCCUCCAAUGAAGCACGUCGUAUUGCCUCUACUGCCACUGCAGUUGCCGCUGCAGUACCCGCUGCCACUGCCACCGCGGCCGCAGCCACCUUCUGCUCAUCCAUCUCCAUCUCCGUAUUCACCUCCAAUCCCUUAGCCUCCGUCACGCCGUCACAUUUGUCUGGGGGAUCAACUCGUGGCACUGGCGGUCGAAGAGCCAACGUCUGCGCGCGGGAAUUUAUUCUUUUCAACCCGACAACAUUGGGCGGUCUCAGCUUGAUGGUUCUCUUUCGCCAGUAGGUCGUGGUGGCAAAUAUCGAGAGAGAUAGGGGAGAGAAAGAAAAAGCCAAAAAAAGAGGAGCAAAAGCAUUGAGAAAAGAACAACAACCAAAAAAAAAAAGAAAAAAAACAAAAACAAAAACAAAAGACGAUCAACGGAUUCAAGUCUCCCCGUUCAAGACUGACAAAAAGACCAAGCCAUCUUAACAAGAACAACAUAAUCUUGAAGUAAUCAAAUUGCUGCCACACAGACUUGUAUUAUCACACGCAGCACAGAUAGCAAUCUCAAAUCUCACACAAACAC
This is a messenger RNA of Exophiala dermatitidis NIH/UT8656, 2276 nucleotides long. RefSeq lists its product as uncharacterized. NCBI's taxonomy places the organism in Eukaryota, Fungi, Ascomycota, Eurotiomycetes, Chaetothyriales, Herpotrichiellaceae. The record is from RefSeq and is a predicted model, not a curated record. Gene Ontology annotation, molecular function: fatty acyl-CoA hydrolase activity. The transcript has 7 exons. The coding region runs from base 423 to 1049 and encodes 208 amino acids.